Messenger RNA from Pipra filicauda (Wire-tailed manakin), 7797 nucleotides. It is a transcript of the gene PKD1L2, whose product is annotated as polycystin 1 like 2. The record is from RefSeq and is a predicted model, not a curated record. Gene Ontology annotation, cellular component: membrane. The transcript is spliced from 42 exons. Gene Ontology annotation, biological process: detection of mechanical stimulus. Lineage: Eukaryota; Metazoa; Chordata; Aves; Passeriformes; Pipridae. Gene Ontology annotation, molecular function: carbohydrate binding; calcium ion binding; protein binding. The coding region runs from base 1 to 7728 and encodes 2575 amino acids.
AUGGGCCUCACGAGGCUCUUGCAGUGGCUUAACACCAGCACCUGUUGUGUGUCUCCUCAGACACAAUCACCAUUAAAUAUUGCAAGCAACCUGUUCCAUGCUCUGUUGCUGCUGCUGUGGGAAGCAGCAAAGGGGAGGAACGCUGAUGACGUGACAGGGAUGACAUCUCAAGUUUUUGAAGAAGGCAGCAAAAGGAGUGGUGAUGUGGUAAGCAGGACGAGUGCCACACAGGGCACUGAGCUGGGAAUGUGGUUGGGGAUUGCAGUUCUGGUUUCUCUUGCUGGAUGCUUGGCUGGGGAGGAAGCAACUGAUGAUGAAGGAAUCCCCUGCUCAAAGUACCAGCAAGCUUUCAACCGUUCCUGCUACGAGUUUGUGAGACUCCAGCAAACCUUCACAAGUGCCCAGAGCUGGUGUGAGAGAGGAGGAGGGCACCUUGUCUUUAUUCAAAAUGAGGAAACUCAAGAGUUUUUGCAAAAACAUAUUGCUGAGGAUCAGGAGUGGUGGAUAGGACUGAUCUCAAACUCCUUGCAGAAUGAAACUACUGACGGGUCGAUGAUUUGGCUGGACACUUCAAAUAUAAGCUACACUAACUGGUACAAGGAUCAGCCAUCUUCCAUCUCAUCUACAUGUGGGUACAUCCUGAAGAAUGCCAAGUAUCAGUGGGGUGUGACUGAAAAUUGCAGCCAGGAAUUUGACUUCAUUUGUGAGUUUGAAUCUGGCCAGAGCAUUGCUUGUGAUAAUUACAAUGCCACUGUGCAGUGUGGAUCUGGAGAAGUUAUUCAAAUUGGAGAGAGCUUCUAUGGACGGAAGACCCCUCAUUACUGUGUGUCUGAGACUCCACUCCAGGAGGAUACAGAUGAAGGCUGCAGCUGGAUCAGUGUCAAAGAUGAAGUAGCAGGCCAGUGUCACGGUCUCCAGGCCUGCCAGGUGACAGCAGAUGGCACUUUCUUUGGAGAUCCUUGUCCAGCUUGGGGAAGCUAUUUGUCUAUUCAAUACCACUGCAAGGAAGGUCUGCAGCUGGUUGUGACAGAUUCAUGUUUUGUCUUUGAAAAUAUCACGGUCAGUCUGAACUGGCUGCUCUCACCAUACUCUGGCAACCUGUCCUGUACCAUCAGCACUGGAGAUGGUCACACUAUUGAUCCUUACUACCCUCCAACACUGGUCAGCAACAUCACACACAGAUACUCCUCUCCUGGAGAGUUCACUGUUUUUGUGGAAUGCACCACCAGCGAAUGGCACGUGAUGGCACAGAGGCAGGUGACUGUCCAAGAUAAGAUGGAUCAGCUGAGCAUUACUGGGUGCUACAGCCAGUAUGAAACUGGGAACAGCUCUCACUGCCGUGCACUGUAUGGGGAGGUGUUGUGGAUUCAGGUGGAACUCAAUAGAGGCAGUGGAGUGACCUACAUUAUGUUAGCAGAUAACAUAACACUGGCUGAAUCCAGCAUAAAGGAAGGAAUUGCCCCUCAUAACCUGACACUGGACAGUGCCUCUCAAGAGCUGCUAGGCCCAGGGAUACAUCAGCUGGAAAUCCGAGCGUCCAGCAACACGACGGCGUCGGAGAUCUCCGAGACUUUUGCUGUUCACUUAGUUGAGCCAAUAUCUGGCCUUCAGGCUGCAUUGGCUUCCCACACUCUGCAGCUGGGGGAGAAUUUGGAGGUGAAUGUCUCUGUGUCUCGUGGUGCCCCAGCUGAGGUGACGUUUGAGGUGAUGGGAUCGAACGGAACUCACUCUCACACAGAGGAUGGCCCUCGUGGGGAACCUCGGACGUACGUGGUUCCCCUGCACUCAGAAGGUAUUUUCCUAGUGAAAGUGGUGGCCAAGAAUGCCUUCUCAAACAUGAGUCUGGAUCUUGGAUUCAUCACUGUGUUGGCAAACACUUCCCAUAAAAAAGGUAAUGGCAUUAAUCUGACAGUGCUGGUUUUGACCACACUUUUUGCAGUCAGAGCCCUUAAUGGAAUAUUUAUGGAUCACAAAAGAGAACCCAAAAUCUAUGUUAAACCAAGUCGCCACGUGGAUCCUUUCACAACUGUUACACUUGGCUGGCCAGACAACAACAGGAAUUCCAGUUUUCUCUGGUCCUGUGGAGCUUGCUGGCCUGCAUGGAAUGAAUGUGUGCUGCAACAGAUAAUCCUAACCAACCAAUCUGAGGUGCAAAUCCCACCUUCCUGCCUUCCUCCUCCGAAAUCAGCAGUGACUGUCAGGAUUACAGUCCGAAACCACGGCAGUGAAGAGAGGCAGGACGAGCAGUGUCUCUAUGUGACUGCAAAACAAGAACUGCAACUGGAAAUCAGGUGUGAGGCAAACUGCAAACCAGUGAAUAUUAGCAAUGAAAUUGUUUUGAGUGUCUCUGGACAGAAGGACUCCCAGGCCAUACAUUAUAACUGGUAUUUGGAUAACACAUCCCAAAUCAAGUCUACAACCCUCCCUCUGGCCUGUGGCCUGACUGGUUUCCGGCAGAACUCUUUGAAUUUGCUUCAAAGCAACACAUCCGUGUUGAGAAUGAACAGCUCCUUCUUGCAGACACAGGGAGAAGCUUUUCAGAUUAAAGUAACAGCAGUGACUCAGCGCCGCUACGGGGAGGGGAUGUACCUUGUCAGCACCGUGCCCCCGCCCGGCAUCCCCGCCUGUGCCGUGUCUCCCGAGCAGGGAUCCGUGCUCACCACCUUCAGAGUCUCCUGCAGCGCUCCCGGCUCGGUGGGUUCAUCCCAACCCAGUCCCAACAGGCAGCUCACGUACUGCUUCUACCUGAAACCAAAUUCUCUCCUGGACUGCAGCCCGGAUCCUGAACUCUUCCCAGCCUAUCUUCCACUUGGAGAAGAGGAAAAUAAUUUUAUUGUACAUGUGACAAUCACUGUUAGCAACAGCUUUGGUGAUACAGUUCAAACAAAUGCUUCAGUGAAGGUCAGACCUGCAGAUGGGAUGGAUGGGAACCUGACCCUGCAGGGCAUGGUAUCUGAGAAGGCAAACACCAUCCUAAAAGAUGGGAACAACAGCAUGAGCCUUUUCCAGCUGUACAAAUCAGUGACAUCUGUCCUUAACCAGCAGACCCAAGAGGAAAGCUUUAACAUGUCUUUGCAGACAAAUACACGAAAAGAGCUCCGAGGGCUGAUGCUGACAACUCUCUCUGCUGUUAAUGUAACAUCAAUGCAGGCUGCUCUUAAGAUGUCAGAGGUGUUGAAAGAAAUCACUUCCAAGAGUGAAGAGCUGUCUGUCUCAGCACAGGUGGAAGCCAGCAACACUCUGAAAGAUGUCAGUGCUUCCUUGCUCACUGUAAACCCAGAGGACAGCAGAGAUGAUCAGAACUUAAAGGAAGCAGCCAACCAUCUAUUUAAUGCAGUCAGCAACGUCCUUAAAGCUUCUCUUGAUGAUUCCAAGUACCUUUGUUGCAAGUUUCCUCCUCUAAUCCUUUCCCAGAUUUCGGUGUCACACCAGCUCCUGAGUACAGUGGAAAAUCUCCAGAGUGCCCUCCUGUUUGGGAAAGCCCCGGAUGAUGAACCUACAGUGCUCACCACUCCUUCUGCCACAAUGUACACGCACAGAUUACAAACAGAAAACAUGGAUGGCACAUCCAUUAACAUCUCCAAUUCCAGCUCUGCCAGCUUUACUCUCCCACCUGCUUCCUCUCUCAGUGUUUCAGGACUUGAUGAUGAAACAGUGGAUAUAAGGAUGGUGAGCUUUGCUGUGAACCCCUUUUUCUCCAGUGACACCAGUUUUGACAUCAGUGGAACAGUGGGGGGUCUAAGUCUUACUGGUCUGGACGGCUUGAUCAUACCAGUCAGCAACCUCAAAGAGAACAUUGAAAUCAUGUUACCAAGGCUUUCAUCAACUCAGGAAGAUAAGAUUCUGUUGAAUCUGGGCAAUUAUAGCACUUUCCAAGUCAAUGUUACCUCAGAAAACACAUCUAUAGUGAUCUACCUGGAAUCUGAACACAACAUUCCACUAAUACUCCACUUGGGGUACGGUUAUCACCCAAAUGAGACUAAUUAUGAUAUGAGAAAACAUCUGUUCUCUAAGAAAGCUGCUGGAGGUGAGACAAACACCUGGGUUCUUAGCCCGGAAGAACUCAUUUUUGGAGAAGGAACCUACUAUUUCAUGGUUUUGCAAGAUAUGGGAAUGGAUUCCAAAGUCUAUGCUGGGCUAACCAUAGGUGUCACUUGCUUUGCAUCCCGCUGUGUAUUUUGGGAUGAGCGCCAGGGGAGCUGGAACAGCUAUGGAUGUCAUGUAGGACCAAAAACAAAUCCUAGAAGCACACAGUGCCUGUGCAACCAUCUGACUUUCUUUGGGAGCUCCUUCCUUGUCAUCCCCAAUGCCAUAGAUGUCAGCAAAACUGCACAGCUAUUUGGUACAUUUGUGGACAAUCCUGUGGUGGUGACAACUGUAGGAUGCAUCUUUCUGAUAUAUGUGCUCGUAGUUAUUUGGGCUCGAAGGAAAGACAUUCAGGAUGAUGCCAAAGUGAAAAUCACAGUCCUGGAAGACAAUGACCCCUUUGCUCAGUAUCGGUACCUGGUGACAGUUUUCACAGGACACCGCCGUGGCGCAGCCACAACCUCCAAGGUGACUCUCACCCUCUGUGGAAUGGAAGGAGAGAGUGAGCCCCACCAUCUAACUGAUCCUGAUACACCUGUGUUUGAACGUGGAGGAGUGGAUGUUUUCCUUCUCUGUACCUUCUUCCCUCUUGGGGAACUGCAGAGUAUUAGACUGUGGCAUGAUAACUCAGGGGACAGCCCGUCCUGGUAUGUGAAUCGGGUAUUAGUCCAUGAUCUGGCAUGGGAUCAGAAAUGGUACUUCCUCUGUAACUCCUGGCUAGCCAUUGAUAUUGGAGAAUGUGUCCUAGAUAAAGUGUUCCCGGUAGCUACAGAACAGGACAUGAAGCAGUUCAGCAAUCUGUUUUUCAUGAAGACCUCCAGGGAUUUCCAGGACGGGCACAUCUGGUACUCUGUUUUCAGCCGCUCCCCACGAAGCUCCUUCACGCGCGCCCAGCGCGUGUCGUGUUGCUUCUCCCUGCUGCUGUGCACCAUGCUGACCAGCAUCAUGUUCUGGGGUGUGCCAAAGGAUCCAGCUGAGCAGAAAAUGGAUCUGGGUAAGAUCGAGUUCACAUGGCAGGAAGUGAUGAUUGGCUUUGAGAGCUCCCUCCUCAUGUUCCCCAUCAACCUGCUCAUUGUGCAGAUCUUCAGAAACACACGACCCCGGCCAGCCAAGGAGGGGAGACAGAGGAAGCCGGGGAAGAAUGGCCGAGUGUCCCCAAGCGUACCCCUCACCCCAGAGGUCACCCAGGCUGCCUCGCUCACUCCAGAGGCUGUGACAAAGGACAUAAGAAGAAUUGCCAACUCACUCUUGAAAGUCCUGAAGACUGCACCUCUCACCUCAGCAUCAGAUCUUGGAAAAGCAACAAACAUCAACUCGCUUCUGUCAUUGGUUGAGGACAUCAUCUGCCAGCAGAACAGAGCUGGGCAAGGGUUUUAUGAUGGCAGCAAGAAGGAUGGCCCUAUAAUUGUCACUUUAGGUUCUAUGGAUGUGCAAGAAAAAACAAGAAGCCCAAGUCCAGAGAAGAGAAUUUGUGAGCGACCGAAAUACAGUGAUUACAGUCGCUGCUUGUACACACAACUCCAGCAUGUGGAGAUGGAGCUGGAAUUACUGGGGCCCCAUAAAUUCCAGGUGCCUCAGAGUUACACACAAGCUGUUCAUCAGGUUCAGCACAUGAAGAACCUCCUGGAGCCCCGAAUGUGCUCGUCAGCAUCCACCAGUGAGGGGUGGUCCCUUACUCCAAACUUCUCCGGUGAUGACAAGAAGAAUGUUUCUUCCAAAGGACUGCCCUGGUGGUUUGUGUUCAUCGGGUGGUUCCUGGUGGCAGCCACCAGUGGUGUGUCCGGGUUCUUUACCAUGCUCUAUGGGCUGCACUAUGGCAAGGAGAACUCCAUCAAGUGGCUGAUCUCCAUGGUCAUCUCCUUCUUGGAAAGUCUUUUCAUCACACAGCCCUUAAAGGUGCUGGGAUUUGCUGCUUUUUUUGCUCUGGUUCUGAAGAAGGUGGAACACGAGGAUGUAGAAAACCCAGCUAUUGAUGGGCCUUUAUCUGCACCAGGUGAUUCACACCCUCUCUUUGGAGCCCGAAGGGACAGUAGAAGCAACAUUUAUCGGCCACCUCCUGCAGCUGAUGUGGAAAAAAUGAAAAUCAGCUGCAUGAAGGAGCAGAAAGCAUUUGCCCUCAUCCGAGAAAUCCUGGCCUAUAUUGGGUUUUUAUGGAUGCUGUUACUGGUUGCCUAUGGGCAGAGAGAUCCCAAUUCCUACUAUUUGAACAAACACAUUGAGGACAGCUUUACAGCUGGAUUCCACGAUGUCUACAGUUACCAGGAUUUCUUCACGUGGGCAAACACCACCUUACUCAAAAACCUUUAUGGAUCAUAUAAAGGAUUCAUUACAGAUGGCAAUUCCAAGCUGGUGGGGAGUGCUCGAAUUCGCCAAGUAAGAGUGAAAGGAGACACCUGCCCUAUUUCUCCCAAACUCCAGCAUGUAGUUGAGGAAUGCCAUGCUCCAUACUCCCUGCAGACAGAAGAUACAGCAGUUUAUGGGGAACACUGGAAUUCUUCAGUCUUUGAUAACUCCUCUGACCUGAGCUCAGCAUGGCAGUAUCAGAGUCAGUCCAAACUGAGAGGGCAGCCCAGCUGGGGUAAACUGGCCACCUACAGUGGAGGGGGAUACGUGAUUCACCUGGGAACUGAUCCUGGGAAUGCCUCCAGAAUUCUCCAAUACCUUUUCAACAAUGUCUGGCUGGACACCUUCACCAGAGCAGUGUUUGUUGAAUUUACAGUCUACAAUGCCAAUGUGAACCUGUUCUGCAUUAUAAGCCUGAUGUUUGAGAGCAAUGCUUUGGGGGCCUUCUUCACAAGUGCAGAGCUGCAGAGUGUCCGGCUUUACCCCUACACCAACAGCCUCCACAUCUUUGUGGUUGCAGCAGAAGGGAUUUAUUUCCUCUUUAUUGUGUACUACAUGAUAGUACAGGGGAAACUGAUGAAGAGUCUGAGAUGGAGAUAUUUCCACAGCAAGUGGAAUCUCCUGGAGAUGGCCAUUAUAUUGAUUAGCUGGAGUGCUCUGUCAGUGUUUGUGAAGAGGACAAUCCUUGGGACCCGGGACAUCAGUUACUACCAGGAACACAAAGAGAACUCUGUGAGCUUCAGCGAGACAGCGAGAGCUGAUGCAGUUCUUGGCUACCUGAUCUCGUUCCUGGUGCUCCUCUCCACAGUGAAACUGUGGCACCUCCUCAGGCUCAACCCUAAACUAAACAUGAUCACCUCAACACUGAGGAGGGCAUGGGGUGACAUCUCUGGAUUCAUCACUGUGAUUGCAAUCAUGUUCCUUGCCUAUUCCAUUGCUGCAAACCUGAUAUUUGGCUGGAAGCUCUACUCUUACAAAACUCUCUUUGAUUCAGCAGAGACCAUGGUCAGUCUUCAGCUGGGAAUCUUCAACUAUGAAGAGGUCUUGGACUACAAUCCAAUUUUAGGCUCCUUCUUAAUUGGAUCCUGCAUCAUUUUUAUGACAUUUGUGGUACUGAAUCUGUUCAUUUCGGUGAUUCUGGUUGCUUUUAGUGAGGAGCAGAAGCACUACCAGGCUUCAGAAGAAGAGGAGAUUGUUGAUCUAAUGCUAAUGAAACUCUUCAGUUUCUUCGGGAUUAAAUGCAAGAAGGAAGAGAAGCCAGUCACUGACGGGCAGCUGGAGCAACCUGUCAGCGAGUGAACGACGACCACAUUGAAAAGUCACUUUGCUUGUGGGCAAAAUAUUUACUCGUCCGCUAUCAGCUGCAGU